Molecule: messenger RNA, 173 nt
Organism: Dentiscutata heterogama
Lineage: Eukaryota; Fungi; Glomeromycota; Glomeromycetes; Diversisporales; Gigasporaceae
Source: the annotation of a GenBank genome assembly
ACCAGAUUUUUCUUGGCUUGGUUUAAUUGUUGAAGGCAAGUGUUUUCUUGGUAGUCUUGUUGAGUUAAUUCAAAAAACUGCUUAUGUAAAGAGCAUAAUUCUUCAUGCUAAUAUCAUCUUUGCUGAAGGCUUGUUGGUAUUUGCAGCAAGAGAAUUCAAAAAUCCUGGCUUGA